CACCGUCUGACACCCUAGGAAAUUCCAACCUGUUGUAAAGAAUGGAAAGUGGGUCAUGGCAAUGAACGAACCCGAUGGCAAGUGGAGUCGCCGAAACAAACUGGGAGCGGCUCCAUUUAACAAAAAGGCGAGAGAAGCUCUGGUGGAGCAUUUGAGUGUGAUGAACCCCAAAAGGAGACUGUCGGACGUCAAUGCGUAUGCAGGCCAGAAGCUCGACGAGCUGUACCACAACAAAAUGCCGGAGUUUCGAGCUCCUUUCUACACACUUGAAACGGCACCGUCUCGUAGCACUGACUGCCGCAUGCCGCAACCUCUGUCGGGUGGUCAGCAUCCGGGAGGCGGUGGAGGAGGAGACGAAGGAGACGGUGGAGGUGACGGAGGAGACGGCUCAGGAUCUCAUGGAGGAGAUGACGGAGGAGACGUCUCAGGAUCUCAUGGAGGAGGUGACGGAGGAGACGGCUCAGGAUCUGUUGGAGGAGGUGAGGGAGGAGACGGCUCACGAUCUCCCGGAAAGGGGUCAGGCGAAAAGGGGUCGGGCGGCAAGGGGUCGGGUGGAAAGGAGUCGGGCGGAAUGGGGUCCGGUGGGAAGGGGUCUGGCAGAAAGGGAUCGGGCAGAAAUCGUAGAGCGUUCGGGAGUCAUGAGUCUAGGGAAACUGAUAGCCAUUGCGUAGGGAAUCGAGACUCCGACAUGCGAGACGAGGUUGCCCUCAAGUCUUAUCAAGUGCGAGUAGAUUCGCACUUGUCUGCGAGGACUUUGUUUUCCAAUGUCGAGGAGAGUUCGUCUCAUCAUACGCAACCGACGUCUCCUCUGCACAACACCUUGCUCUUGCGCCUCUUGGAAAAGGGCGAACGUCUGCUGCAUACGGAAACAUGUGCUGAGCAGCAAAAUCAUUCCUUGGCAGGAAUUGCAUCUUCGUUUUGCCUGGAGGCCAGAAUGCCUGCAUUGCGAAGGAGCGAAAGUGCGAGUGUCAGUUCCCUCAGCUCCGGCAAGCGUCGCAAACUCCGAAUAAAAUCGGAGUUACUGACGGCAUCCUGCGGGCCUUCCGCCAGCCGUGCUCGCCGCAAAGUCCGAACAGAUUCGGAGUUAUUGAUGUCCCCCUGCAGGCCUUCCGUCAGCAGUGCUCCUCACGCUACAGUUCUGCAGAGCCAAGAAAAUGUGAGGUCCAACCCUCCGCAUCUUCAGUUGGGCACAGUGUUCCCCUGCUCACCGCCGUUCUCAUAUGUUGAGACUCAAGACUGGAAGUCUCGCAAAAUGCUGGAGGGCCUCGCUGCAGGAGUGUUGGAGACCGGGGGUAGCGAGUAUGAACGUCAUGCUUCGGAACGUGUAUCUGUCGACUUUGAGACCAAGAGUACAUCAGCUCCUGGGAAAGAGGAGCUCUCAUCGGGAGCGCAUGUUCAAGAGUACAGCAGCUCCAGGGAAAGAGGAGCUCUCACAGGAAGCGCAUGCUCUGCAGCUAGAAGAGGAGACUCAACAGUGGACGACUCUCAAAGUGUUGAAGGGGCUCGAUGCAGGAGUGUUGGGACCGGGGCUAGUGAGCGUGAAUGUCAAGCUUCAGAGGGUGCGUCCAUCGAUUUGGAGAGCAAGAGUACAACAAGUCUAGGGGUAGAGGAGCUCUCACAAGAAGCGCAUGCUCUGCAGCGGGAAGAGGACACUCAACACUGGCCGGCUCGCGAAGUGCUGAAGGGGGUCGAUGCAGGAGUGUUGGAGACUGGGGCUAGCGAGCAUGAACGUCAAGCUUCAGGGGGUGCGUCCGUCGACUCGGAGAGCAAGAGUACAGCAACUCCAGGGGAAGAGGAGCUCUCACAAGAAGCGCAUGCUCUGCAGCGGGAGGAGGAGACUCAACACUGGCCGGCUCGCGAAGUGCUGAAGGGGCUCGACGCAAGAGUGCUGGUGACCGGGACAUAUGAAGAGGUUCUGCACAGUCGGUCGGUUGUGGCGACGAUGCAAGAGGGUGACGUUAAGGGAGGCGAAGAACUCGUGGUGGAAGGAGGUGAGGUGGCAGUCGACGUCCAGAUGGAUCCAGCGCGGAAAGAUCAUGAUUCUCCGUCCACCCGUUGCGGUGAAGAAGAAGGUGAUCGAGCGUCUGUCCUCAGUACCGGUCGGGAAAUGGUACUUCAUGAAGCCAUCGAGUUGGGUAGCGAAUCAACUGCCACCGAGCUGGUUAGCGACUCAACCGUGGCCGAGGUGCAGAACGUCGAAUCCUCCGUGGACAUAGGCACAGUGGCGCGACAAGAGGGCGAUUUACCUUGAAGGGCUCCCGAGCAGUGCCACGGUGUUAGAUUGUCAAUGUCCCUGCCUAUUAAACCUUCCAAAACCAUGCG
Messenger RNA from Chara braunii, 2322 nucleotides. Lineage: Eukaryota; Viridiplantae; Streptophyta; Charophyceae; Charales; Characeae. The record is from the annotation of a GenBank genome assembly.